This is a messenger RNA of Diuraphis noxia (Russian wheat aphid), 870 nucleotides long. RefSeq lists its product as uncharacterized. NCBI's taxonomy places the organism in Eukaryota, Metazoa, Arthropoda, Insecta, Hemiptera, Aphididae. The record is from RefSeq and is a predicted model, not a curated record.
AUGAAAGAAGUUAAAGAUGUGGCUAUUAAAACUGAAGGUGAUAUCCAAAAAUUAAGAGUUCCAUAUCAGCCUAGAAAUCCAGAAAUACUACAUUUAAUGAGUACAGUAGAUAAUAUUCAAACACCGAAAAGUUCCCAAUCAUCAUAUAGUUAUAAUAAUUCUCCAUUACCUAAAAAUAUUAUAAAAUUAGGUGAUUUAGCAUCAAAAUAUUUACCAAAGAUUAAAGRUAGAUGUUUUGGAUUAUAUCAUGAUGAUGUAUGGGAUGAAUUUUAUAUUGGUAAAAGUUCAGUAAAGAUUGAAAAUAAUGAUAUAAUUUUAAAUAGAAAAACAUAUAUAGGAACAACAGGUUUGUGGCGAUUAUUAUCAUACAAAGAAUUAAUAGAUUCACAAUUUUAUACUUCAGAGGAUCUUAAAAUUUAUAAAGAAAUAUUAUUUGAAUCAGAAUCAAUAUAUCAGAACAAUAAUAAAUCAAGUAGAAAUCCUAAAUCGAGUGGUUCAAAUAAAUAUAAAAUUAUGAUAAAACCGAUGUAUGAGGAAAUAAAAGAACCAACAAGUAAAACAAAAGGGGGUGGUUUAAAGAAAUACACAGAAGAUCGUGUUGAAUAUAAUUAUAUUAGUAAUGUAAAACAAUUAAUAGAUAGAUUACAGUUUAUUUCUGCAGAAGAAAGAGCUGGAAAUAAUAAUUUUCAUAAUGAAAAAAUUGGUAUUCUUCAUUUACUUAAAGAAAUUAUGGAAAACAUUAUUGAUACUCCUGAAGUGUUAUGGCAACGACUGUUACACUUUACAGAAGCUUUAAAACAAGCACAUCGUUUUGAUUCACAUUGGCGUUUACAAGUACAACUUAAAAAACCUUGUCCCCCAGAAAUAUGA